AUGCACACACGCGCGAUGCUGUAUGCGCCGCGGACGAGACUGGACCGAAUUUCGGCAGAAUGCCAUAAUGCGCGAUAGCAAUUCUCACGUCACCUUCUUGUGACGUAACCCGAUUCACUGUCUGGAUUGGAAUCAAGGCUGUUUAUUCAACAAAAAUAAAAUAUACAAACAAAGAAGCUGAACCAACUAUGAACAUGUUUCCAUCACUCCUGGAUUCAGUACCUAAAACCAGGUCGCAAUUCGUAAAUGACCUGGAAAUACCUGAAAUUCCUGUGACGCCAUACAUCUGGACUCCUGAGGUGACCCCGAGGCUUAGUUUAUCUUCACUCAGUGAAGAGGAUGUGAGGACAGAGUCUUCAGCUUCCAGUCUAGCUCUCUCUAGGGCUAUGACUGACUCGGAGAUAGAUUAUGAGAGGUUUAGACGAUUUCAGAAAAGAAGCCUCAGUGAUCCGUGGUUGGAAUUAAGGAAGGCUUUAAACUCUUUUCCACCUGGAUAUCUGGACUCGCUGAAUAAUUUCAGUUGUCAGGUAUCAGAAUCAGAAAGCGUGGAGCGAGUGACAAGCGUGGGUAAGCCCAGCUACCAUGAGGAAUUACGAUUGAAGAUGGAAAGAUUCUUCGAUCAGGAGUGUCCCGUGUUCAGCCCUGAUGACCCUGGGUAUAUCGCUUUACAGGAAGCUUUAGCUGAUUCGGAGUUAAAGGACUCGGAUUUGGAGAGCAGUCUAUCGUGAGGGAUACAAAACUCUUGUUGGAGGGAGAAUGAUUCUGUAACGCGAAGUGCGUUUAUUUAGCAAAGCGAUUAAAAAAAUAAUGAUAAAAAAAAA
Molecule: messenger RNA, 821 nt
Organism: Zerene cesonia (dogface butterfly)
Lineage: Eukaryota; Metazoa; Arthropoda; Insecta; Lepidoptera; Pieridae
Exons: 5
Coding region: 189-728 (179 amino acids)
Source: RefSeq, a predicted model, not a curated record